AUGAGCAACAUAUAUAUAUCAGAACCGGCCACAAAUGGAAAGGUUAUUCUUACCACCACCGUUGGUGAUAUCGAGAUUGAGCUAUGGUCCAAGGAAACACCACUUGCUUGUAGAAAUUUCGUUCAGUUGUGCAUGGAGGGCUAUUACGACGAUACAGCAUUUCAUCGGCUUGUAAAAGGCUUUAUAGUUCAAGGUGGCGAUCCCUCGGGAACAGGUGAAGGAGGAGAAAGUAUCUAUGGGGCGCCAUUUAAGACUGAGUCUCAUUCUCGUCUUUCGUUUAAUCGACGAGGUCUUCUCGGAAUGGCCUGUCCUGAACCCAACUCUAACGGAAGUCAGUUUUUCUUUACUCUUGGCGAAGCCCUUGAAUUGGAUGGCAAGCACACACUAUUUGGUCGCGUCGUUGGGAACACUCUCUUCAACAUGCUCCGUCUAGCGGAUGUUGAGGUUAUAAAAGGUGACCGGCCAACUCGUUUGCACAGAAUACUCAAAACGAUGGUUGUUCUGAACCCUUAUGAUGACAUUGUUCCUCGUCGCCUGAGGUCUAAAAAGUCAAAAGAGGAGACUGAAACAGAUGUACAGCCGACAGCCAAGGCAACGAAAAAUUUCUCCCUAUUGUCCUUCGGUAGCGAAGCUGAAGAAGAGGAACAGGUUAUUUCUGAAGUUGAGCAGAAACUUCGUUCCCGUGGUAAAAGCGCCCAUGACCUUGCGAACGACGCGAGGCUUUCGAAAGAAACAGUUUUGAUUUCUGAAGCGGAUGCUCAGGCAGCAGCUGAAACGGCUGCUCUAUUAGAAGCAGAGGCGGAGGAACGUAGACGUCGCCGGGAACUGGCUUCUCGUCUUGAGACCGAAGAAGAAAGGAAACAAAAACAGAAAAGAAUGGAUGAUCUCCGGGCAGAGGCAGAUAAGGUGCGCCGUGAUAUUGCUCGGACAAUGCGGGCGGCGAAUGAUCGCGAGGCCGCUGCUGAGAAGGCUCGAAGGGAAGCUCAGUUGAAGGCGGAUCUUAAAGCGGAGGAAGAAAAGCGCGCAGAGGCUUGGGAAGAGGAGCAACGCAAAAAAGCCGAAGCGGGGAUCAUUGCGACCGCCAAGCCUAUGGUCGAUAACUUUUCCGAUGAGGUUGCCAGCUAUAGAGCAAGGUCGAAGAAACUCAAAGAUCGGAACAACAGAGAGGAACAGACAAUGAACAUGUUGAGUCGUUUUGAAUCGCGACUUUUAAAUACCCUGAAAAAGUCGAAUGGCGAUAACAACGCUAGCGAGUCUGUGACCAGAGAUGACACAUCUGCAGAUCCUGUUUCAUGGCUGCGUUGCAAAUUGUUAUCUGAGGAACCGGCACCUGCGAGAAAAGUCAUGGACCCGGCCAUUGACAACCCCGACCGCCACGACCUUUACGAUCCUCGAAAUCCCCUCAAUAUGCGAAAGCGAGGCGCCGUUGCAGAAGGGGGCAGCAGCGGUGAUGGAAGUCACCAGAAACGAAGUCGGAGGUAG
Molecule: messenger RNA, 1482 nt
Organism: Mesocestoides corti
Lineage: Eukaryota; Metazoa; Platyhelminthes; Cestoda; Cyclophyllidea; Mesocestoididae
Source: the annotation of a GenBank genome assembly